Messenger RNA from Tyto alba (common barn owl), 1063 nucleotides. It is a transcript of the gene TRAPPC4, whose product is annotated as trafficking protein particle complex subunit 4. The record is from RefSeq and is a predicted model, not a curated record. The transcript has 5 exons. Lineage: Eukaryota; Metazoa; Chordata; Aves; Strigiformes; Tytonidae. Gene Ontology annotation, cellular component: TRAPP complex. Gene Ontology annotation, biological process: endoplasmic reticulum to Golgi vesicle-mediated transport. The coding region runs from base 1 to 660 and encodes 219 amino acids.
AUGGCGAUCUUCAGCGUGUACGUGGUGAACAAGGCGGGCGGCCUCAUCUACCAGCUGGACCACUACGCGCCCCGCGCCGACACCGAGAAGACGUUCAGCUUCCCGCUCGACCUCGUCCUGCGCCCGCACGACGAGCGCGUCGUCGUCGCCUUCGGACAGCGCGACGGCAUCCGCGUCGGCCACGCCGUGCUCGCCAUUAACGGCGCCGAGGUCAACGGGCGCUUCACAGCGGACGGGAAGGACGUGCUGGAGUUCCUGGGCAACCCCGCCAACUACCCCGUGUCCAUCCGCUUCGGGCGGCACCGCCUCUCCUCCAACGAGAAGCUCAUGCUGGCCUCCAUGUUCCACUCGCUGUUCGCCAUCGGGUCGCAGCUGUCCCCCGAGGUUGGGAGCUCCGGGAUCGAGAUGCUGGAGACGGACACCUUCAAGCUGCACUGCUUCCAGACGCUGACAGGGAUCAAAUUCGUGGUCCUCGCUGACCCGAGGCAGGCGGGAAUAGAUUCCCUUCUCCGCAAGAUCUAUGAGAUUUACUCCGACUUUGCUCUGAAGAAUCCUUUCUACUCCCUCGAGAUGCCAAUCAGAUGCGAGUUGUUUGAUCAGAACUUGAAACUUGCUCUGGAGGUGGCAGAGAAAGCUGGACCCUUCGGACCUGGAUCGUAGAGAAAGCCUCGCCUUCGCACAGACUCCUUUGUCUGAAGAGCAGGGCCCUUCUCUUCCCCGGCCGGUGUCUCUCCCGUAGCUCUGUCCUGCACAGCAGAGACCGCAUAUCCCCAAAACAUGCUUCGUUAUUUCCCAAGAUACUGCUUUAUCCUCUUUGUUACGAAAUUUACCUUAAACAGACUCAUUGCUCUUGUUUACACUGGGCCACAGAGGCUUACUCUGCUGUUGCAGCUCCACUGCCCUCGAGCGAGGAAAGAGAGAUAAGGUGCAGGUCUGCGGCCUUACUGCAGUCCAGUGUUUUCUCUUCUUUCAUAAUUGUACAUAUGUAUUUUUCCUGUAUAGCUCUAACUUAUGGUUUUGCAGAGAAUUUCUGUGUAGAAGUAAUAAACAUUCGUUAAGAGAG